AUGGGUUCUCCAGCCUUUGCCUUGAACCCCACCGGGUAUAUGUCAAUUGACACAGUCGAACAUGCCCGUGCAGUUGUCACUCAGUGUAUCAAUGGAGAUCUACAGUUAGUUCCUCGCGGCCCAGACGAUCGAGAAGCUGCUCAAUUCUCGUGGCCGCCGAACGCAGUCUUUGUCUUUGAAGUUUCGGACCAAGUGUCUCGCCCACCCGCAUACUUUGACGAAUCCGAACCCGAAUUUUUCAUCAGAGAUAUCCCGGGUGACACUCGAGUUAAUCUCAGACAUAAAUCUAUAACAAUCGUGGAGAACGGUCGAAGAUAUUGUGUGGUUGUGAUUUUCAGCUCGCAGACCAUUACGAACCAUUAUGGGCAUCCUCGUUUGCAAAUGCUUUGGCCCACAGAGCUGAAACUAUCCGAAAUCCAUACACCAUCUCAAACAUGUGUAGCAGGGUUGGAGGCUGCUCUACAAGAUAUGAGAGAUUCGGGAGUGGAAUGA
Fusarium fujikuroi IMI 58289 is the source of this 492-nucleotide messenger RNA. RefSeq lists its product as uncharacterized. The record is from RefSeq and is a predicted model, not a curated record. NCBI's taxonomy places the organism in Eukaryota, Fungi, Ascomycota, Sordariomycetes, Hypocreales, Nectriaceae. The coding region runs from base 1 to 492 and encodes 163 amino acids. The transcript has a single exon.